ACUAUAUAACGCGGGGCUGCAAGUCAGCUGACCCAGAGUUGCUUUGUAUGCAAAAAAAGCGCGGGAAAAAUUGUGCAACUUUGAAGUUUAGUACUGCGGUAAAUAAAAAUAAAAUUUAUAACUUUAAAAAUGGAAAACAUUACUGAUGCUAAAAAAUAACAAAAUAGUUCGUGUUUCGUGGAACAUAACUUACAAAUAGAGGAGACUAGUGAUGAAGUUUAAUUGCAAACGUGUUGUCUGAAACUUCUAUUAUUAGAGACUUUUAACCGUUUUUGCUCCUUUUUGCUCCAUUUCGAAAAAAUAACGUUUUUAUAGCUAAGUAUGAGUUUACGCGCUCAGAGCUUCUAGACGUAUGGGCAAGCAACAAUCGCCAAGCAGACGCGGUGAAAUUGUUUAUGAUUGAAAAAAUUAAUAAUAAUGUGGAUGAAAAUGUAGAAAACAGUAUUUCUACCCAAGUAGCCCAGUUUAUUGCUUUUGUUAAAAGAUAUUUGCCCAGAUGUAACCGUAAUCUGCAUAGAUUCAAAGCAACACAUUCACGGUGGGUCGGGGGCAAAAUAUUUAUCAACUUAAAAGAAGUUAAGUCCUCGCAAGAUAAAGCUGGCCGUAAAGAACUUACUUAUGAAGAAGCAGGCAGUCGGCUGAAGAGAAAAUUAGCUUCUGAUCUUGCAAGUCAAGAAGAACACACAACCCAACUGUUUAUACAUGCUGCAUCGGUUUCAGCAAAAAAAUGCAAAGAAAAUGAUAUGGCAUUCGUUCUACGAAAAACAAUGCACAGUGAGAAUGCGAGUGAGAUAAGAAAGAAAAUAGAAGGAAAUUUACCAACUUCUAUAGAACCAUCUGAAGCAUUGGCUUUUCUUAUUGAAAACGGGUUAACAAAAGAGCAGUAUGGAAACAUUAAGUUGAUCUGUAAACAACACGGAUGUGAUAUUUUCCCAUCUUAUUUGGAAGUAGUGAAAGCUAAGUUGAAAUGCAGGCCAAAUGGAAUAUCAAUUUGUGAAAAAAAAGCGGAAGUGCCUUUGCAGAGCUUACUAAAUCAUACAGCAGAUCGGAUUCUAAAGCUGCAAGAGGAUGUUUUAGAAGUAGUUCCAAAUGCAACGCACUAUAAAUUAAUAGUGAGCUACGGUUUCGAUGGAUCAACUGGGCAAAGCAGUUAUAAGCAAUAUUUUCAGAGUGAUGAGUUCAAUACUAUGGAUCAUUCCCUUUUUGUUUCCACAAUAAUUCCCCUAAGAUUGACGGAUGAACAUAACCGAAUAAUUUGGCUCAAUAGAACACCGCAGUCAAUUAGAUUUUGUCGACCUUUGAAAAUCGAAUUUGUUAAGGAAACCACAGCCGUUAUAUUGAAUGAAAAAAAUAUUGGGAGGAGCAAAUAAGAGGUCUUAGUGAGCAUAAAUAUAUAUAUAAUAACAACACAAUAUAUAUCCAGUAUGAUAUGCAUCUGACCCUUAUUGAUGGAAAGGUUUUGAAUAUUGUAACGGGUACAAAUUCGUGCCAAUCAUGCCCUCUAUGCGGGGCGAAACCAAAACAAUUGUUAGAAAUUGCUGAUUUCAACUCAGCGUGUUUUAAAGUGACUGAAAAAAAUCUUAAGUAUGGAUUAAGCCCACUUCAUGCUUGGAUAAGAUUUUUAGAGUUUGUGUUAAGAAUAUCUUAUAAAAAUGAUUUAAAGAAAUGGCGCAUAAAGGAAGCAGAUAAAAAUCAAGUCGCAGCACGGAAGCAACAAAUACAAGAAAAGUUAUGGCUGGAAAUGGGUCUUAUAGUUGAUAAACCCAAACAGAACGGUAGUGGAAGCAGUAAUGAUGGAAACACCGCCCGAAGAGCGUUUUCAGAUCCUAGAAAGUUUUCUGACAUACUAAAUCUGAAUUAUGAAGUUAUCAGGAACUUUCAUAUAAUAUUAAUUGCUAUCUCAUCCGAACAUUAUAUAAAUAGCGAUAAAUUUAGAGCUUUCUGCGUCCGUACAUUUGAAAUAUAUAUGAAUAACUAUUCUUGGUAUCCCAUGUCCCCAACUGUGCACAAAGUUUUGAUCCAUGGAUACCAAAUAAUGGAUAGCUGCAUAGUUCCUGUUGGUGCUC
This is a messenger RNA of Drosophila mojavensis, 2066 nucleotides long. RefSeq lists its product as uncharacterized. The coding region runs from base 396 to 1370 and encodes 324 amino acids. The record is from RefSeq and is a predicted model, not a curated record. The transcript has 2 exons. Lineage: Eukaryota; Metazoa; Arthropoda; Insecta; Diptera; Drosophilidae.